Molecule: messenger RNA, 2190 nt
Organism: Haemonchus placei
Lineage: Eukaryota; Metazoa; Nematoda; Chromadorea; Rhabditida; Trichostrongylidae
Source: the annotation of a GenBank genome assembly
AUGCGAGAAGUUUACCUCCAUCUGCACGUCUCGGUAGCGAACAUUGGAGCAAUUGAGUGCAAUGCAAUGUAUUUGAUCAAGUGCUUCGGCAGUGGAAGUUUCCACAUGGCCUCAUUGAAAGCCUCACCAAAGUUCUUUAGCGACGCAUGCUGUUUAUCGCGUUCCUCUUCGGCCUGUUUUUCUACCUCGUCAUCAUUGUUAUCACCGUCUGCUAUGCGUGCCCUCUUAGCGCUACGUCGUGACACUGAUGGACGUGGUCUUCGAGUCGAGUUCGAUCCACUGGCGUCGUUGUUAUUUCUGUUGUUCCGAUCUGCUCCUGCCGCGAUUAUUACGAUUUGACGCUAGGAACUCCCGUAGAUCCAUAACGUCCCGCGGAAACUCCCAAUUACGAUCCUCGCCGUUGGCAUCCUCGUCAGCAUUAGGUUCAGGUUCAGGUUCAGGUUCUCCUUGUUGUUCAUCAUGACCGUUAUUCUCCGACUCCUCCUGAUGGGGAUGACCAUUACUUUCAGACUCCUCAUGGGGAUGACCAUUAUUCGACUCUUCCGGAUCUGGUUGGACGUCUUCAGCUUUUACAUCAGCAGAAUCUGUUACCAUCGAAGUGACCUCAUUCGAUGUGUUUCCUUCAUUGUCCUGACUUGAUCCAUUUACUUCAUUAGAGCUAUUGUUCUUUUCCUCUGGCAUCUCAGAUGAUGCUUCAGCCACAGGUUCUUCAGUGCCGUCAGCCGCCCCCUCAUCAACGGACGUAUCGCUUGAAGAGUCAUCACUCAGUGAUGCUGAUCUCUCGCGAUCGCCAUCAGGUUCACGAUCGCGAAGACCUCGUGCUUCACGCUCGAAGCCAAGAAUAGCGUUUAACCAGUGUAGGCCCAUUCUGUCGUCAUCGUCGAGCUCUUCAUCGUCCGCCGGAGGUCCUUCAUCUGCAAAAACGAACAUUCCAGCGCCGAAGUCAAAAUCACGAUCGGUAUCACCGUGACCUGGUCCGUUCGCUCGUUCUCCAUCUUGCAGUUGAACUGUUACUAUAUCGCGCAUCAUAACAUCGCGACCCCUCUGCUCACGUCUAGCUCGAUCGUGCCCUUCAAGACGGAUGCGAGCUGCUCCAAGAUUCCGAAACAGUUCAACACGAAUUGGAUGACGAAUAAUGUUGAGUUCUUCAUGAUUCUGUCCGUUGCCCAUUUCACCAUCACCAUCGGCUUGAGAAGAAUUAUCAGGCCCUGAUGGAACCGACUCAUCGACAAUACUUCGCAUAAAAACUGGGCACUCCUUCAGAACGUUUUUUCGAAGGGAUGCUCGUAUGACAUCUCUGCACAAAUCAGCCAAAGAAGGAGGUCGAACUAAGCAGGGGAGGCAAUCACGACGGUCUUCUUCCUUUGGUGGCAGUAGAUCUGCGAACUGGCAUGCCAUAAGAACUUGGGAUGAAAAGGUAUUCUCACCAGUACGUGUAUAAGCCAUCAAGCUAUUCCUAAUUGGGACAAUAAGUUUGCCACCGAUUUCUAAUAAUUUGAUAAGUCGAUUAACAGUAUCCUCAUCUGAAACUGCAGCUCCGCAGUAAACACGAUCGUACAAGUGUGCUGUCUGACUCAUUUCUUGGGCUAGGCCAUUGCCGUGGAAAAACGCAGGUUUCGUCCAGGGGAACGCACAGACCUCAGGACGUUCAAUGGUUUCUGCAAGUUUCUCUUCGGCAAAUUUGAUAAGGUUCUCAUGAAUUUCUACUCCAUGAUUGAUUCCAGAACCACCAAUCAAGAAACCGGCAGCUGUACUCAGCCAGCCGGUACCAGACCCAACAUUGAGAAAAGCGUGUCCUGGUUUCAAGUCAAGCUUUUCCAAAACAGUAGCAUACAUGCUUGGGGCAGAUAUGUGAAGUUUUCCGGGAGUCCAUUCUCCAGUAGCUUCAGCAGGGACCUUAAAUGGAUUAUCACGAUACGCCUCGUCCACAUAAUCGAUAGGGAAAAAGCGUCCCCUGUCAACAAGUCUGAAAAUAACUUUGAUGUUUGGAAAUAUAUUGAAUGUGUAUUUAUCAAAGCUGACCUGAAAACCAGUUCAACUUCUUUUGAAACUAUUUGUCCAUGUUUAACCAAGUUGUCUGUCAGAUCGUCAUUGUCUUUGCUAGCCGCUACUCCCAUAACCUCGAAAUAUGUUGAAUUUAGGGAGUGCAAUGAAGAUUGGAAACAACUGGAGCAGGAAUCAAAGAUGUGA